AUGCAACGAGUACUCUUCGAGAUUUCAUUGAAUACUUCACUACAAGAUAUGGCUGUAUUUGCCGAACUCGAGCAUUAUACACAUUUUCGUGAAGAACGAGAGGUUUUGUUUGAUUUCAAUUCUCUUUUUAAUGUGACUCAUGUUGAAUACGAUCCAUUUGAUCAUAUUUGGAGUGUGAAAAUGAAUGCCAUUGCAAAAAGUUCGAUCAAGGAACAUCCUUAUCUUAGCACUAUACGAGAAAUGUUCGUCCAGAAUCAUUCGGCUACCGUUGCCUUUGGCAUCGCCAUGGCAUAUGGUUUUGAAAAAAAGCAGCAAGUAAUUCGUUAUUUUGAUCAGAUAUUACUGACUUUGCCGCCUUAUCAUGUUGAUCUGCCAGAUAUUUUGGAACAAAGAGCUAUUUUAUAUCAAGAAAAAGGUGAAAACAAAAUGGCUUUAAAUGAUUAUGAACGGGCUCUUGAAAUUCGUCGCCAACGUAUCCAGGAGACUCUAUUGCGCAUUGC
Rotaria sp. Silwood2 is the source of this 500-nucleotide messenger RNA. The record is from the annotation of a GenBank genome assembly. Lineage: Eukaryota; Metazoa; Rotifera; Eurotatoria; Philodinida; Philodinidae.